AUGAUCUCGGAUUUGAUCAUCUCUACGCUGGCAGCUCAACACCCUCUGGGUGAACUGGGACUGCGCCAGGAGGAUACCGCGCCGGCUAAGCGCCGUGAACCCUUCCCUGCCUGGAGUGCGAUCGACGAGGCCAAAAAGACCGCUGAUUCUAUUGCCAAAGAAGCUGCGCACGAGUAUAACAUCGCCAGUCACAAGGUACAGGCAAAGGCGGGCCACAUCGAGCCAUGGACACCCAAGUACUAUGUGGCUUGUACAGUUGGUGGAAUGCUGGCCUGUGGACUUACUCAUACCGCAGUGACUCCACUAGAUCUGAUCAAAUGCCGUCUCCAAGUUGACUCCAAGCUCUACAAGAGCAACAUACAGGCAUUUACUAAGAUCCGGACAGUGGAGGGUAUACGCGGUGUAUUCACUGGCUGGAGUCCUACAUUCUUCGGAUACAGCGCCCAAGGAGCAUUCAAAUACGGCGGCUACGAAUUCUUCAAGAAAUUCUACAGUGACCUCGUCGGACAAGAGAAUGCCAAGAAAUGGAAAACAUCCAUCUACCUGGCAGGCAGUGCCUCGGCCGAGUUCAUCGCCGACGUAGCCCUCUGCCCCUUCGAAUCAGUAAAAGUAAGAAUGCAAACGACCAUCCCACCCGACAUCCGCAGUACAUUCAACGGCAUCUCGACCGUAGUUUCAAAGGAGGGAGUAUCCGGGCUUUACAAGGGUCUGUAUCCACUCUGGGGUCGUCAGAUCCCGUACACGAUGAUGAAGUUUGCGUCGUUUGAGACCAUCGUCGAAAUGAUCUACCACAAGCUUCCUGGACAGAAGUCGGACUAUAACAAGGGUGCGCAGACGACUGUUGCGUUUACAGGUGGUUACCUUGCUGGUAUUCUCUGCGCCAUUGUAUCGCAUCCUGCUGAUGUGAUGGUAAGUAAGUUGAAUGCUAAUCGUCUGGCUGGUGAGGCCUUUGGUGCGGCUAUGAGUCGUAUCUAUGGGGAUAUUGGAUUCGGGGGAUUGUGGAAUGGAUUGCCAGUGAGGAUUGUUAUGGUUGGUACUUUGACUGGCCUUCAAUGGAUGAUCUACGACUCUUUCAAGAUCUUUAUGGGCCUUCCUACGACCGGUGGAGGCGAGGAGAAGAAAUAG
Molecule: messenger RNA, 1125 nt
Organism: Penicillium taxi
Lineage: Eukaryota; Fungi; Ascomycota; Eurotiomycetes; Eurotiales; Aspergillaceae
Product: putative mitochondrial phosphate carrier protein
Exons: 6
Coding region: 1-1125 (374 amino acids)
Biological process (GO): mitochondrial phosphate ion transmembrane transport
Cellular component (GO): mitochondrial inner membrane
Molecular function (GO): phosphate transmembrane transporter activity
Source: RefSeq, a predicted model, not a curated record